Penaeus monodon (black tiger shrimp) is the source of this 4916-nucleotide messenger RNA. RefSeq lists its product as uncharacterized. The transcript has 32 exons. Bases 1 to 4575 code for a protein of 1524 amino acids. The record is from RefSeq and is a predicted model, not a curated record. NCBI's taxonomy places the organism in Eukaryota, Metazoa, Arthropoda, Malacostraca, Decapoda, Penaeidae.
AUGGUAUCAGUGAAUCAACUGACAGGAGGUUCAUUUGUCAGAGGACUCAUUUCUCAGGAGGUUCAUUUCUCAGGAGGCUCCGUCGAUGCAGGUCCUCUCGCGCAGCCGCCUCCCCUCCGGCCACGUGUAGCCCAGCUCGCACUCGUACUGGACGCCCCAGCGCUGUCUCGAGUGCAAGAGGACCUUAAUCUCGACGGCGUGAUCAGGGAGGCGGGGCUCCUCGGAACACGGACGUCCAGCCACGAAUUCCCUGUCCGGCCACACAUUUCUCGCUCGUUUCCCGCGCUCUUCGCGCAGAGCUCACCCGUCCAACUCUCUCCGCCUCGCUCAGGACUGCUUUCCGGAGAGCUUUCCUGCGCCGACGUCUUUUCCCCGCCGAGCAAGAGCGUAAUUACUGAGGCGUGGAACGUCUCGGGCGUCGACGUGGGCGUGGUGUUCGAGUGCGAGACCGGCUUCGGAUGGGCGUCCGGCAAGAGGGGGAACUUCGCGCAGUGUCUCAACAACAGCUGGACAGCGGUAGAUGACGCCUGUCAUGCAGAUAAUGGUAAUCAUGAUGAAGGUGAUGCAAUGCUUAUAAGACGUACAGAAGGCGUCUUUCCCGAUGACACACCCUGCCAAGACCCUCCGCCGAAGCCUUGCAACGCCGUGAAAAGGAAAACCUGGGAGGUCACCGGUUUGCUGGUGGGCGUGAUGUAUGAGUGCAGACCAGGUUUCGUGUGGGCGUCGGGAAAGCGAGCCCACGUCACGCACUGUGUAGCUGGACACUGGACACGGAUCCAGGAUGUGUGCUUCGAGAGGACACUGGUCACCGGAACAACGCCAUGCCCAUACCCCGAACCACCCAAUGCAGUCCUGGUACGCAUCGAGGAACCUGACUGUUUAGCGGUGCCACCUGUACUUGGGCAUUACGAGUGUAUUCCAGGGUACGAGUGGCUCUCAGGCGCCCACAUACACGAAACACACUGUCCGUGGGGGUCGUGGCAGCCUAUAUUGGACUUCUGCGCACCGGUGAACGAGAACUGCAUCGACCCGCCGCGGGACUGCACGGAGAUCCUGUCACUGGGCUUCGAGGAGUCCGGAACCUUCAGAAUACAUCCUUCCGGGAGCGAGGCUGACCGAUACACGCAGACACAUUCAUCACCCUCUCCCCAUCCUCCAUGCACCCUCUCCACCCCUUCUUCUCCAAUGUGUCCAUUCAAAUCACCUCCAAGAAUCAGCCUCUCUCUUGCUGAGGCUGCACUUACCUCCAGAUAUACUGCUUCCAGAAAGCUGCCUUCUCCCCCUCAUCACAAUCAAACUAAGUUUACCUUCUUGACUGUAGACCAGUUACUUUAUCACGUUACGUAUGGCUCCGUUAACCUCACCGUGGAUUUGGACAUUGAGCAUGUUGGUGACUAUCAUGGAAAUGCCGGGGAUGCCUUCCGAGAACAUGUUAAUGACACGUUUCAGCGAGAAAUCGGUUGGUGGUCAGGCGAAGAGCAGUCGAGCUACGUGUCUGACGACGGCAUGCUGCGCUGGCCGCCCCUCGAGAGCGCGGGACAGACCCUUACGAAGGCGACUCUGUGGGUCCGCCCGCAAGACUUCGAUGAAGCCACCUCGUGCCCCCCCGCCGUGGGCGUCUCCCCCACCGACAUCUUACACGCCCACCUUCAUAUCCCACUGAGUCGCGCCCCAGAGACACUCCUGAACUUCUCCUGCGUGGGAGCGAUGAGGAAGCUGCGAGAGCGAGACGGGGAGAGGGUGGCCCAGGGUAGUGUGCGGUGCGGCUGCGACCUCAGCGGGACAUCGCCCCUGUGGGAGAAGGCGAUCGAGCUACCCUGUGUAGGCGAGUGUCCGGAUAAUUUCACCUUGUCUCAAGACGGCGAUAGAUGCUACAGUGUUUCCGGGGAAGGUGAUCCUAUGGGGUAUCUCGGAGCAGCACGAAGUUGCUCUGAAAAGAACGCGUCUUUGGCCAUCUUUGCGGAGCCGGAGGAUCUCGCAGUCCUUCCGGAUGAGUUCUUUUACUACACCAUUCACAGGUCAAGAAACCUCAAUGGGUGGAUGUGGCCUUCACUGCCGUAUUACGUGUUGUGUCCUGAAAACGGAACAUGCCAGCCGAAUGAAAACAAUACCUGUCUAACAGUAAACCGAAACGGCACUUACGAGGCCAAGAGCUGUUUUUCAGAUCUACGUUAUGUGUGCAUGCUGCCAGCAUACUGCCCCCCUGGAUUUACACUAUACUUAGGCCAGUGUUACAGAGUCGCCAAUAUGCUGUUCGACUCGCAUCUGGUAGCCUUGUCCUUGUGCGAAAAUUACGGAGCUGCGCUGGCUUUUCCGGAAACGGAGAGAAACGGGAAUCUCUCGCUUCCCGCCACUGGAUUCCUCGGCUUAAACAGAGUAAACGGCAGCUGGUCUUUCGGCGGCCUCUACAGCCCAGAGCGAGGCGUGAGGCAACUUGCAGAAGCGUCGCUGGGAGUCUGGACAGCCCUGAGGGUUGACGGAGAAAGCUCUGUUUUGAUUCCGUCUAAUCUGACUGGAAGCGGGUACUACACUGUCUGUCAGUACCCUGGGCCCUUGGGCUGCUGGGAAGAUCCGCCCGAGGCACUGGCUAACAUGGACCGGCUCUGGACCGAAAACAGCCCGGCUUUGUUUAGUUCGGCGACUUAUGUGUGUCAUCCGAAUCACUUCUUUAACGGCGUCUACGGCCUGACCCGCCAGUCGGCUUUCUGCUUCGGACAGCUCGGCGGCUGGCUGGGUCUCCGCGGGGAGUGUCUGCCUGCGUGUUUCGCCGCGCCCCCGGACCCCCCCGCUGGCGCUACAAGUGACUGGGGCGAAGAGGCUGCCCCUCUGGAAGGAACCGAGGUAACGUACACAUGCAGUUCUCCCGACCAGCUUUUCGGCAACUUCAACCGUUCUGUGAGUGUGACCUGCAGGGAAGACGGGAACUGGUCUGUUGUUCCUUCGCAGGACUUCUUGUGCAGAACACCGGCGCCCCCCGACGCCCUGCUCCCGCCCACCCCCGAGGGCGCCGUGCUGGUCGUCAACGCGUCCGACGACACGUGGGUGGGAGGCAACGCCACCUACGCGUGCGAGGACGGCAUGACGCCCCAGGGCACCACGGACACCACAAUCACCAUGACGGAGGACGGAUGGAGUGACCUGGACCCUGAGUUUGCCUGCUAUCCCGUGGAGGAGAACCCCCCUCCUGCCGACCUGCUGGAGAACAGCCACCUGCUCUUGCAACAACCUCCUUACUGGGUGAACAGGACGCUGGUGUUCGAAUGCGAUGGAAUCAUGACUUCGCCCACUGGAGCCACCAACACGACGGUUGUUUACACUCUGGAUGGAUGGCAACUCACGGAUCCGGACUUUGCUUGUUAUAAUGCAUCCGUCCUGCCCGAGAAUGCCACCCUACUGGUCGACGGCCCUCCUUACACCGUGGGCGACACUGGAUCACUGGUGUGUGACGGGGACUUGGUGUCUGCGAGCGGAGAGGCAAACACCACGGUGACCUAUACACAGGGAGGAUGGAUCAUGGAGGAUGUUGAGUUCGACUGUUUUAAAACCAUUACAGAUGCCCUCCCGCCAUCGCUCGACCCUUCGUGGACGGUCGAGGGGAACGAGAACCCCAGCCUGAUUUGGGAAGGGAAGACCCUCACCCUCCACUGCGCCUCCUAUGCAUACAACCCAGCUGGCGAAGAUUCCACUACUCUCACUUACACGCAGUCCGAGUGGGUGUUGGCUGAUCCUGGUUUUGAAUGUGUUAAUGUUUCUACAUCCUUGCCAAGUGGAGCUACCUUGGUGGGCCCGCCCCCUCCUUACGAGGUAGGCCAGACACUACGACUGGUAUGCGCGAACAACACUCUUUCAGCCAAAGGAGAGAACAUGACUCAAGUAACGUACACUGACGCAGGAUGGAUGAAGGAAGACCCAGACUUUGAGUGUUAUGAGAUGUUGGAGGAAGCACAGCCUCCACCUUCGGGCAGUGGCUGGAUUGUGGAAGGAGACGACGACCCGAGUCUCAUCUGGGAAGGAAAGACGCUCACGAUCCGCUGCGGCCACAAUCAGUAUAACCCAAAUGGCGAAAACUCGUCUACCAUCACUUACUCUGGGUCCGAGUGGGUGCCAGCCGAUCUACAUUUUAUGUGCGUUAAUGUCUCAGUUUCUUCGCCCUUGCCUGUGGGAGCCACCCUGGUUGGAGCCGAGCCACCCUACACAGAAGGCCAGACAGCGAUGCUAGAAUGUGAGGAAGGAAAAUUAUCGGCCAAGGGGGAAAGCAGUACUAUUGUGACUUUCACCCAUGGGGAAUGGAUCAUGCAGGACCCUGAUUUUGACUGCUUCGAGAUGUUAGAUGAUGCUGAACUCCCAUCAAUAGAAGGCAAUUGGGAGAUUGUUGAGGAGGGUAACCCAAGCCUUAUUUGGGAGGGAAAGAAACUAAGUAUUCGCUGCUUAGAAGGAAUGUACAACCCUGACGGCGACCCCACGUCCAGCAUCACCUACAGUGGGUCUGAAUGGGCACAGGAUGAUCCAGACUUCGACUGCACUAAAAGUAAGUUUACCUUUGAAUGCAUUUUUCUGUUUGCAAAAACGGUAUGAUGAUAUGCAUUUGAGAAGACUAAAUUACAUUUUGUAAUUCUGAAUUCUAGUAAUAGGUUACAUGCAAAUGUAAUAUACAUGAAAUAAUAUGCAUUAUUGUUAAUCCAUUUUCCAUUUUCUCUUCAUUUAUGUUAGCUUUAUAUCCCUGUAAUUCAAAUUUUCAUUUUCAUUACAAGCACAAUGCAAGUGUAUGAAAACAAAAUGUUGGAAUGCAAGUAAAGCGUGUGGUUGGUGUGUUAUGUUGGGAUAUGAGGCUCAAAAGUGGGUGUGAACAUCUGGUUAUUUAUAUAUUUGUUCCGUUCUAUGCAUAAAUAAUUGUACAAAUAAACAGAAAUAUUUAA